AAAUCGGUUAAGAAACAAAAAAGUUAUGGCCAAAAAUAUGGCCUCGAGACGGCCCUCUACCCCAACUAUCAUUUAAUUAAAGGACUGAAAAUGAGUAAGAGAAAAAUUGAAGACGAUAAAAGCAAUCAAAAUAUUUGGGAAAAAUUCAAGCUGGACAGUAAAGGAUAUCUCUUUGAUAUUCAAAUAAAACAACAAUUAAAAGAAGAUGAAAAAAGUAAACAGAAACUUUUUGAAGUUUAUCAAGGCAGUAGAGAGGAGAAAUUAACGCUUCUCCCCACCCCAAGUGGAGAACCAACACCUGGAAUAAAUGGUUUCCGUUCAAUUACACUUCAAGGAUUGGGAGACUGGGAAAGUGAAAUUGAAAAUAUUGCAGAAUUUAUUUCAAAAAUAAUUACAUUAUCCCCACCCAAAGGUAUAAGCAGUGAAGAGGAAACAGAACAAAAAUUAUGCUUGAAGAUUCAUUUGCCUUUUGCUUUUAAAGGUAACCAAGAGACAAAUUUUUCCAAGAAUCUCGGAGCACUUUUAUCAAUUCCAACCCUUUCAAAAUUUAUUGGUUCUUUCAGCUAUUCAGAGGGCGGUUGCUUAGCCGAAUUAUUAACUCGUUUUCCCCUGCUAGAACCAAAUCCAGAAUUGUUUUAUCGUUAUGAUAUUAAUGUUUAUUGUGAAAAUGAUGUGCUUGUUGAGAAUUAUUUUUCUGAUCUGGAACGAUGGUUAACUUGUCAAUGGAGUAAAGCCCCAACACAAGACAAUUUAAAUAAUGUCCGCCAGGCACGUUUAAAAUUUGUAGUGGAUAGAGAAGAUACAGCACAACAAAUUAUUUCUUUGUUAAAAGAGAAGUUUGAAACUGCCACCAAUCAGUGUACUUUUAUAUUACGUUUAGAUUGCCCUGGUUUUGCUUUACAACCUUUCAGUGUUGAAAAUACAAAUAGCGGUGAAUUUAUGGCAAUGGAAUUUAAAAAUGAAUACACAAUUAAAGCAGAUCAGAAUAUUGAUGAUUUUGAAGAGGAAAUAGAAAUAGAACCUUUAGCCAAAAAGAAGCCUAUAAAUGAGAAGGAAAGCAAAGACGGGAGGAAUGGAGCUGAGGCGAGUUUUUUAGAAGCAGAGGGAGACGCAGACAGUAACACUUCUUCAACAUCAGUAGUGGUCUGGAAAAGCUACAAACUUGUUAGAGCCUCCAAUGCUAAUUUACUCGGUCAAUUAAUGAAAGGACACUUGCCUUUACUCAAAAGAAAAUUAAUUUUGAACUGA
Molecule: messenger RNA, 1248 nt
Organism: Meloidogyne enterolobii
Lineage: Eukaryota; Metazoa; Nematoda; Chromadorea; Rhabditida; Meloidogynidae
Source: the annotation of a GenBank genome assembly